Miscanthus lutarioriparius is the source of this 630-nucleotide messenger RNA. The record is from the annotation of a GenBank genome assembly. NCBI's taxonomy places the organism in Eukaryota, Viridiplantae, Streptophyta, Magnoliopsida, Poales, Poaceae.
AUGAUGGCCGCGGACGUGAGCUCUGUCGCGAGGCUGCUCCGCGGGGAGGCGGGGAGGAAGGGCGGGCCGGAGAUCGUGACAAUGGAUCUUCUCGGCGGCUGCGGCGGCGGCGCGGCACCGGAAGACGAGGUCGUGGACCUCGAGGUCACGGUGCCUGCUGGCUGGGAGCGACGGCUUGACCUCCUGUCCGGCAAGACUUUCCUGACUCCUCGCCACCCGAGCGUGCAAGGCGGCCACCAAUACCUCAACCUUCCUCCACCGGCGGCAGCCGCGGCGGAGGCGCCCACCACCAACUCAACCGCGGUCUGCACCCUCGACAUGGUCCGCUCCGCCCUCGAGCGCGCGGCCGCCGGGAGGACCACCGCAUCGCCGCCAACGUCGUCCACAUCGUCCGCGUCGACCUCGUCGUCCUCCUCCGCGGGAAAGCGCAACCGGUCGCCGCAGCCCGCGAUGCGCGCAGCCGCGUGCCCGUCUUGCCUCACGUACGUGCUCAUCGCCGAGGAGGACCCCCGGUGCCCGCGUUGCGCCGCCAGGGUGCCACCGCUCCGCGGGAAGAAGUCCGCCGCCGCCGAAGGCAGCGGCAAGAAGCCGAGGAUCGACCUGAAUGCGGCCGCUGAUGAGACAGAGUGA